CUUCUGCACAUAAUAUUUUCAAAAAUAAAUAAAUUCUCUAACUGGUUUGUAUAAAAAAAAAAAUUAGGCGGGAAAAUGCCUAAAUCAUUUUUUUCUUUAACGCGUCCCUACGAACACAGCGCCAUUUUCCUAAACUACGCUCGAUGCUGAUUGGUUUUUGAUAUGUUCAUUAGCCAUCACUUAUUGGCUAGAGUUAUUUUUCUCUCUGAGUUGUCAACUUAAGUAUAAUGUUUACCAUGAAAUAUUGUUUUCAGUUUGUUUGAACGAAGGCAAAGUAUUAAAGACGAUAAAUUUUGAUAUUUAUUAAUAACAUUCUAUUAACAUGGCUUCUGUUUUCAAUGUAUUUGAAAACCAUAUGAUGUCAACAACAGAACACUUCAAAGACAAAAAAUUAAUAAAUCAUACAAGUGCUAUUAUGGCUAAAUCUUUUGAUCAAUGCAAACCAAAAGGUUUAUCAAUAAGAUCUAAAUCUGAUCUGAAUAUUGCAGCAAGUAGUUCUCCAAAAACUUUUAAGAAAGACGAAAGUAAUAAUUCAUUUCUCCCGAAAAAUGAAUUGACUAACAAGCAGUUACUUUCUGUACCCACUGAAAUUGCUAAAACAGAAUCAUUUGAAUUUAAUAAAGAUAAGAAUUUUGAACAAAACAUCUUAAAAUUCAAAGAACCAUAUGCAGUAGAAAAAGAUAUAGAAAAUAGUAUAUUUUCAGAACCAGAAGAUUUAGCACCAUAUUAUGAUCCAGAACUGGAAUUGAAUGAUUACAAUAUUAAUUUAGAAAAUGAAUUUAGCAAAUGUAUGUUGCAUGCACAAGAUGACACAGAUGAAGGAUUUGGAUCAGACAUGGAGGAACUUUCCUAUCCUGAAAUGACGAUACAUGAACAAUCAAUGCAAUUUUCUGAUUAUGAUUGUGGAUCUCCUAAUUUAUCAGAAAUAUCCGACAAUGAAACUUUCUAAUUACACUGACUGAAACGUUUAAUUUUACAAAGUCUUGAUAACAUAACAUUUCUAUUGGUGAUUUAUUUAUAAUACGUAUUACAAAUAAAUUGAAUUUUGUGUUUAGAAUAUUAAA
Messenger RNA from Polistes dominula (European paper wasp), 1064 nucleotides. RefSeq lists its product as uncharacterized. Lineage: Eukaryota; Metazoa; Arthropoda; Insecta; Hymenoptera; Vespidae. The record is from RefSeq and is a predicted model, not a curated record.